Molecule: messenger RNA, 321 nt
Organism: Fraxinus pennsylvanica
Lineage: Eukaryota; Viridiplantae; Streptophyta; Magnoliopsida; Lamiales; Oleaceae
Source: the annotation of a GenBank genome assembly
AUGGCAACAACGGAUGAAAUUGAAGAAAUUCUGAAAAGGUUUGGGAAUGAAGAAAGCACGUUGUUAGAUCAGUACGAGAUGAUGUCUUUCAAGGUGCAGCUAAAGCAAGCCAUGCUAGGUAGGAGCUUGUCGGAGCCACGCUACCAAGGACAAUCAAAUUUGAUGUCAAAGUCAGUUCAACAAAAGCGACGUUGGGGUUGGAGCCGAGUUUGGGGUAUUCAUAAGGUGCUAAACAAGUUUCUGAAGCCUGAUAAGAGAGCAACACAAGAUUUCCUAGAUUCAAGAGGGAAAUAUUUUGUCGUAAAUCGAUCUAAAAUUUAG